AUGGGUGGUUUUAGGAAGUUCGUUAUUUUUUUGUGGAUAGAGAUUGCCAACGAAUUGCUAUGAACUAGUUUUAGGGUCACAAGCUGGGUUCCCCGCCGGACUUCCGCAAUGACUGAGCCCACCUUCAAGAAGCUCCCGAACUCACCCGAGAUUCAACUCGAUGAUUAUGGCCGAAUCAUAGGGAAGAUCGUUGAUUGUGGAGAGCCAUCGAACAGUCAGGCCAUGGUCUUCAUGUCUAUUCCAUUCGCCAAACCACCAAUCGGAGAUUUGCGUUUUCGGGUAGGUUUAGGAAAAUCGCCAGCAGAUUAAAGCCAAAACAACCUCGGAAAUAUAGGUAAAGCCGCAUCAGGCAACAUAAAAUCGUAACAUUGAUCGCUCGAAUCAGUCAAUUCGUGCAGAAAAAUUUGCAAAAAGAUUUUUUUCUUAUGAUCGGGCGCGGCUCGGGGAAACAUAAUUUUGUUUUUGCCAAGAAUUCGCGAUCAAUUUUGAUCAAUUUGUGCGCGCAUGCAUGCAUUCUGGUUAGUUUAGAUGAAUCUGUAGUUAUGUUUAUUUACUGGUAAUAUUUAUCUUUUACAGCAUCGUUAAUUCCCUUUUUUGCAGCAUCCACAACCUCCAGAGCCCAUUGGAGACGAUGUUUUGGAGUGUUUUCAAUUCCCUCCUCGUGGAAUCCAAAGGGAUCCUUUUGUUCAAAAGAAAUGGAGAAACCCGGAGAAGACUUCAGAAGACUCGCUGUACCUCAACGUGUUCGCUCCCACCUUCUCGCCCACAGAAACAUCGAGCACCCAGCAUCCCGUGAUGGUUUUCGUUCAUGGAGGAGCUUUUGUUAGUGAUGGCACAAAGAAAUACGGAAUGCAGGGGAUCUGCGACGUUUUGGUAAGUUGCGUAGCUUUUUGACCGUCAAAAUCGUGUUUGCGGAAAGUUUAGAUUAUUUUUUAUUUUUUUAGGUAACACCUCACAACAUUGUUGUUGUCACAGUCCAAUAUCGAUUAGGAUAUCUUGGGUUUUUCACCACUGGAGAUGGUCGGAUUCCUGACAACCUGGGCCUCUUUGACCUUAAGAUGUCGCUGGAAUGGGUGCAGAAACAUAUACACAAAUUCGGAGGGGAUCCACAUAACAUAACUCUAGCUGGCCAGAGUGCUGGAGGAGCACUAGUGGAGUUCUUGUCGCUUAGUCCACUUACUUGGAGUAUGUUGAAUGUGUGAUAACUGUUUUGCGAACGUUUUGGUUUUUACUUACGUUUCAUUUCAGAUCUGUUUCAUAAAAUUAUGCCAAUGGCGGGAAAUGCUCAUUGUAUGUGGGCGAUGAAUGACAAAAAUGUGGAAACCUGCCGAAAGAGGAUGCGUCGGAUGGGAAUCAAGCCAACAUUGACGACUGAGGUAUGUUUUUAGGUAAUAAUUUAGGUAUUAAAAUUAAGAAUUGAAGUAUGACAUAACGUUACGUUUUAGGAGACGGACGAAGCGCUCCGAAUUAUAGAUGCCAUGGAGUUUGGUACUAAAAUGAAGUUGUCUUCGAGUGGAUACGGUCUGAAGCCGAGUACGGAGAUCUCCCCCAGAAUAGUUCCACCUUUUUUCCCCAAAUCUCUUGACGAAUUAAGGGCUGAAGCCCCAGUUAAACCUAUUCUAGUUGGGGUCAGUGAACAUGAAGGGUUGCUAUUCCGUAAGUUAGUGUUUGAUUGUGCAAGAUUUUUUAUUAUGCAAUUUUAGAGCUGAUCGCCCGAAAAAUGUCUUCGGUCGAUCUGGUGGAAGAAAUCCUGGCCGAGACAAUCCCCGAAAGUGAGCCUGGGUUUGCUCAACGGCGGAGAUUACUGACCAAUAUGUAUAUUCGAUUGCAUGUGGAGGACAAACUGAGCAUCCGAGAAGUUUGCACUAGAGUAAGUUCAGAAAUUUAUUUCUUGGUCGAGUGUAGUAAAUUGAAUGUCUAAAUUUCGUUUUAGCUCUUCACGGAUGUUGUAAUGGGAGCACCGACCCAAAAGUACGUCCGGCAGCAAAUCGAUCGAGGGAAUCAGGAUGUUUAUCUUUAUUGCUUCACUCAUUUCAACAAAGCGCAGAUCGGGCUUGCCAGACACAUCUUACCAUUCGAUGGGGCCACUCACUGCAACGAACUUGUGUAUCUGUUCAGGGCAUUUGUUGUCAACAAGUUCAGUCUGAGUUCGGAGGACCGGAAAAUGAUUUCGUUGACGACUCAGUACUUUUCCAACUUUUGUCGUUAUGGGUAGGUUAAUAUUUGUUUAUUUUUUUUUACUUUUUUAUCGUUAAUUAUUUCAUUUUAUUUUACAGUAAUCCAAAUGGAGACCCCUCCCUCAUUAACCUGUCAGAUUCUGACGCUCCACUAACUGAAUGGGCCCCAACUACGGCAGAGAAUCCGGCACGAUGCAUUCUCCUCAAAACUGAGCCAGAAAUGUCGGAAAACUUUAUGGACGGACGGGCGGAUCAAUGGGUCAAACCCCUGAGUUCGAUUCAAAACGGUGACUGCAGUAAAGAUUGA
Messenger RNA from Bursaphelenchus xylophilus (pine wood nematode), 2484 nucleotides. NCBI's taxonomy places the organism in Eukaryota, Metazoa, Nematoda, Chromadorea, Rhabditida, Aphelenchoididae. The record is from the annotation of a GenBank genome assembly.